AAAUACCAAACAAGGAAGUGGGGAUUUCACAAUUCAUCCAAACCACAUUUAUUUGUUUUGGUUAUUGCAGAUCUUGUCUGUAUUUUGUGAAGAUGUCUUGCUGUGGUGGAAAUUGUGGGUGUGGUGCCAACUGCAGCUGUGGCAAUGGCUGUGGAGGGUGCAAGGCCUUCCCAGAGAAGGUUGUGGAGGCCCCUCUGUUUGCUGCCACUGCUUCUGAUAUAGAGUAUUAUGAAGAAAUGAGUGUGGCAGGAGAGAAUGGAUGCAAGUGUGCAGGUGGGUGUAAGUGUGGAGACAACUGCACCUGCAAUCCUUGUAACUGCAAAUGAUUUACCGAUAUUAAAUCAUUAAUAACAUUAUUAUCACUUUCUAUUUAAGUGUGUUUUAUCAGCUUUGGUAUGUUAUACCAAGGUUUGAAUAUUAUAAUCUGUGAAAAGGUCAUGUAUUAUGCCACCACAUUGUUCAGAGCAUGUGGGAUUUCACAAAACAUGACUGCAUCCUACUCUUAUUAAUAUAUGAUUAAAUUUUAAUCCAGUGAAGUGAUAUAAAAUA
This is a messenger RNA of Cryptomeria japonica (Japanese cedar), 549 nucleotides long. Its product is annotated as metallothionein-like protein type 2. The coding region runs from base 93 to 326 and encodes 77 amino acids. NCBI's taxonomy places the organism in Eukaryota, Viridiplantae, Streptophyta, Pinopsida, Cupressales, Cupressaceae. The transcript is spliced from 3 exons. The record is from RefSeq and is a predicted model, not a curated record. Gene Ontology annotation, molecular function: metal ion binding.